AUGGGUGCUGGCCCAAGUUGGCAGGGAACUGCUUGCGUGGAUCCAUGCUGCCGUAGCAAAGCGGACGAAGAUGACGAGACUGGAUCGCCCGUGGUGGAGGGAUUCCCUGCUCACAAUCACGACCAGGAGCAACCGCAGCAAAACAAAGCUGAGGGCUGGGAUGCCAUAGCGCUGCCUAUGUCGCUGCAGGUGUCUGGUACUGAUGGAAAGCAUGGCAUCCAGACUCUUGCUGUGCCCGUCGCUGUAGCAUAUUCCGGAAUGUCUCCUACAAGCAGCCGCAGUUCAGCAGCUUCUGUUGCAAGAUUGACUCCUAGCCAAAGGCAUACAAAGGGAAGAUACUCUGACGUCGACAUGGCAAUGGUCCGAGGCAUUUCGCUCCGCAAGUCCUUGAGGCGUCUCGGCCGUGUUUGGCGUUACAACCCCUCAACCUGGCUGCCGGAAGAUCGGUUGGCUUUGUACACUCUGUCGGCCCCAGCAAGAUCCUUCAAUGUCUUUUUGUCCCACACUUGGUGGACACCAGGCAGAUGGAAGUUCCUCUCGCUGUCCUUUCAGUGUGGCUGGUGCUAUGUCCUUGCUCUAUGGAUCCUGACUGUGGCGCUCACUGCUUGGUUGUGCUUAGAGGAUGUUCUACCCAUGCCCAUGAAAUACGAAGCUCGAAUCAUGGGCUUCACGGACGUCUGCCCUAUGGGCAUCUGCGUCCUGUGCAGCAGUCUCCUGGCUACUGUGCUGGGGCUUCUGUCGACGCCCUAUUGGCCAAGGUGCCUCUCUUUGGCAGACACGAGCUUCAUUGAUGUGACGUGCAUCAACCAAGUGGACAAGCGGCUCAUGGAACGGGGCGUUUUCAGCAUCGCCGGCUUUCUCGGCCUGGCAGAGGAGCUGCGAAUCCUCUGGAGUGCACCAUACCUCUCAAGGCUCUGGUGCGUCUUUGAGCUGGCAGCAUACAAGAAAGUGAACCCAUCUGGAAAAGUUGCCUUCCGGCCCCUCUUUCUUGAGAGGGUCGUGGCUCUGACUAUGGUGGCGCAGUACGGCGUCUGCCUGCUUCUGCUGGUGGCACGGGAUGUUUUCGGCCCUGGCGUCGUAACAUUUGUGGCGUCCUUCGCGAUUUGGAUCCUGCCAAAUUCCAUGUGCGUGUAUGGACUGAGGAUGAGCUUUCGCGAAAAAUAUCAGCUCCUGAUGCAGCUGGAAAGCUUCGACUUAGAUCAGGUCGGCUGCAGCCAGAAGUUUGAUCGAGAUUUCAUCCAUGCGGCCAUCACGAAGUGGUACGGACAUAAGGACAUGUUCACAAGCUAUGUGCGUCGCGAUUUGAAACAGGAGUUUGCCAAGACUCUGUCAGCCACCAGGCUUCCAAAUCGCUACUUGCUGCUGAUGCUGACUCCUAUUCUCAGCAUGAGCUUCGAGUUUUUCCUGGCGAACUGGAAGGGCGGUGCACCCGUGGAAGUUCUGGUUUCCUACUUCGUGGGCAUGUUCCUGGCAUUCGAUGUUUUCUGUACCAUUUCUGCAAUAUUGUUGAUGAUAUACCUUUGUGACCUUCUAGCUCCGAAGCGCUUCGGCCCCUUCGAUCACAUGCAGACCCUGGCUAUCAUCAUCUUCGUCACAGGUCUGCAAAGCCUGUCGCACGAGGUUGCUGCAAUCUCGUACCAGAGCAGUCUCGAAGGGGCAUUCGGCGCCCUCGCGCUUGCUGUGAUCCUUGCAGCUUUUAUGUGGUGGUUGGAGGGCACUUCCAUCGCCAAGUUGGUCGCGAAGCUGCGGCGACCAGACAACAAGAGUGAUGUGAUCGAUGCUGAGCCAGCCAAGGAAGCAUCUGAAUCUCCGAUGGAGAACCAGGAGCUUCCGGACAUUUAA
Molecule: messenger RNA, 1842 nt
Organism: Symbiodinium sp. CCMP2456
Lineage: Eukaryota; Dinophyceae; Suessiales; Symbiodiniaceae
Source: the annotation of a GenBank genome assembly